Messenger RNA from Pipra filicauda (Wire-tailed manakin), 4457 nucleotides. RefSeq names its product sperm associated antigen 6 (gene SPAG6). Gene Ontology annotation, biological process: sperm axoneme assembly; neuron projection extension; filopodium assembly. Lineage: Eukaryota; Metazoa; Chordata; Aves; Passeriformes; Pipridae. The transcript is spliced from 11 exons. Gene Ontology annotation, cellular component: microtubule cytoskeleton; axoneme; sperm principal piece. Gene Ontology annotation, molecular function: microtubule binding. The coding region runs from base 74 to 1600 and encodes 508 amino acids. The record is from RefSeq and is a predicted model, not a curated record.
UCCGCCCGGUUGCCGGGGAGACGCGUCUACAGCGCGGAAAUCCCCGCGGGCGCGGAGCCCGCCCGGCGCCGCCAUGAGCCAGCGCCAGGUCCUGCAAGUGUUCGAGCAGUACCAGCGCGCCCGGACGCAGUUCGUGCAGGGGGUGGCCGACCUCGCCGCCCGCCCGCAGAGCAUCGAGACCCUGCGGAGCGCAGGUGUAGUGUCUUUGCUGAGACCUCUUUUGCUGGAUGUUGUCCCAAGUGUUCGACAGACUGCUGCCUUGGGUCUCGGGAGACUUGCUGAUUAUAAUGUGGACUUGGCAGAGGCGGUUGUGAAGGCAGGCAUUCUUCCACAGCUCGUGCGUUCAUUGCCUGAGGAGAAUCGUUACUACAAGAAAACAGCUGCAUUUGUGCUAAGAGCAAUUGCUAAACAUUCUCCACAGCUAGCUCAGGCAGUAGUUCAGAGUGGAGCACUGGAAACACUGGUGAUUUGCUUGGAAGACUUUGACCCUGGAGUCAAAGAAGGUGCAUGUUGGGCAUUUGAUUAUAUUGCCCGACACAAUCCAGAACUGUCACAAGCUGUGGUGGAGGCAGGCGCUGUUCCUCUUUUAGUGCUCUGUAUCCAGGAGCCAGAAAUUGCUUUGAAAAGGAUUGCUGCUUCAACUCUCAGUGAUAUUUCAAAGCAUUCUCCAGAGUUAGCACAGACAGUAGUGGAUGCAGGAGCUAUCGCUCACUUAGCUCAGAUGAUCCCGAACCCUGAUGCUAAACUGAAGCGUCAGGUGCUGUCAGCUCUAAGCCAAAUAGCAAAGCAUUCAGUGGAUCUUGCAGAGUUGGUGGUUGAAGCAGAAAUUUUCCCAGUUGUGCUCACAUGCCUGAAGGACUCAGAUGAAUAUGUCAAGAAAAAUGGUGCAACUUUAAUUAGAGAGAUAGCAAAGCAUUCGCCUGAGCUUUCACAGCUUAUAGUAAAUUCAGGCGGAGUUGCUGCUGUGAUUGAUUGUAUUGGCAGCUGCAGAGGGACUGUCAGACUGCCUGGCAUCAUGAUGCUUGGUUAUGUAGCAGCUCAUUCGGAGAACCUGUCAAUGGCAGUGAUUGUCUCCAAGGGAAUACCACCACUGUGUGCCUGCUUGAUAGAAGAACAUGAAGAUCAUAUUAAGGCAGCAGCUGCUUGGGCCUUGGGACAGAUUGGAAGACACACUGCUGAGCAUGCACGUCAUGUUGCAGGAGCAAACGUGCUACCCACAUUGCUUGAUAUCUAUGUGGACACACGCAGUUCAGAAGAUCUUAAAAUGAAAGCUAAAAAAGCCUUAAAGAACAUUCUUCAGAAAUGCACGCAUCUUCCAGCACUUGAACCAUUGCUGCAUGAUGCCCCUCCCAGUAUUAUGAAACAUAUUAUUGGGCAGUUUAGUAAGGUGUUACCACAUGACAGUAAAGCACGUCGUCUCUUUGUAACAACCGGUGGACUUAAAAAGGUUCAAGAAAUAAAAGCAGAUGCUGGGUCACUUCUUCAGGAAUAUAUCAAUACUAUUAACAAUUGCUAUCCAGAGGAAAUAGUAAGGUAUUAUUCCCCUGGAUAUUCUGAGAUACUUCUGGAAAGGGUGGAGAGUUACCAACCAGUUUUAUAAACUUCAAUGUUUUAUUAGAUCUGCAUUUCACAUUUAUGCCUUUAUGACUGUAAUACAAAUACAGCUGUUGAAACUCUUGCUUGAUUCUGAAAUCUUCUUCUACUGUUUGAACUACUGAAAGAGCUCAGCAAUUCCAGCAAGCUAUAUUUUGUUCUUUAUAAACUUGUUUGUUGCUAAGUUUUUAUUUUUGUUUAACAUUACUACCAGAUAUUGCUGUAUAUAUGAAUGGAAUUUCAUGCAGGGGUGAUGAUUUAUCACAGAAGCUUUUUUAGAAUCAGUCAUUUCCUUUUCCUUCCACAAGAAAGGUUUGUUAUUAUCUCAUUCAAAUUUUAGCCUUCUCAGUACUGUUACCAUUUUCCCCUUUUGCCUUUGCAUAUUGUUUAAAGCUUCCCAAGCUUGAUGAGGGGGAAAAAGCUGGCCUCUCUGCAUUUUCUAAUUAUGGAAUUCUUUCUGCACUGAGAUAUUUCCUACUGCUACUUUUGAGAAAGUAGUGAUAUGAUUUUGCAUCUCCAAACAUGUUUGUAGCAGCUAAAUAAAGAAAUGAUCAGAUCUGAUGAUGAUGCAAGGGCUGAAUGCUGCAUAAUAUGAUAGUGUGGGGGUCCUGGCAUGGUAGAUAAUACAUCUUCUGCAAAAGUCCCCCUAAUUAAGCCAAAAUUCACUGUAGAGGAAAGAAGCAAUAAACUGUUUGGUGUGUGUGUGUAGUUGUUCCUCCUGAAAAGGACAGAGUAAACUUCUGUGGGCACAAAAGGAAGGACCCUGGGAGCUUCGGCUCUGUGUGGGUCAUCAGCACAUUUGUGUGGCUCGGAAGAAUUGCUUGACUGCAGGAACACUGUUCCAAAGUUCUGAGCACAUUCAGAGGAAAUAUGAGGACACUUGAGUCCCACUGAUUUGAGUGAUGGGACUAAGAUGGCUUAGGAUUUAUCCUUCAAGAGCUGAAAUUGCUGCAGAAUUGAGUUGAAACAUACUUGGAACUUAGUCUUGAAGCUGCAGAUCACAUUGACAUGGAGGUGUGAGCUCUUGCCUGUCUGUAGAACAUCCUGGAACUAUUUUUACCUUCUUGUGAAGAGUGAAAAGACUUUUACAGUUUACUUACUCCUCUGGUGUAUUGCAGAAGCAGGAGACAGCAAACAGCCCUAUAGUCUUCCCUAAUAUGUAACUGUCAUUUACCAUUUUUUGUUCUAACCAUUUUUUUCCUUGUAUACAGCAGUUUUGUGUGUUUUGUCUUUUUUUUUUCUUUCUUUUUUUUCCCCAGAAAGUAAUAAACAGUGUUUCUGGAAUGGGAUGCUGAAAUACUGGCAGCCAUAAGAAAAGACAGUAAGUGAAAACCUCUGCAGGAGAGAAACUUGUCUACUUUCUUAAACAUAUAACUGAAUGAGUUUAUCAAACAGGGAUAGUCUCUUCUUGUGCAAGACUUGCCAAGACUUAUUUUUCAACUUAUUAAGUUGAAAAUUAUUUACAGUGGCUUUUCUUUGCCAAUUUCCAAGUGACUAUUUUCUUUUAUUCUUGUUAGCAUAUUUUUCAACGGUUCACAGAAACAUUGGUGGGCUAUCUGGUGUUAAGGUUUAUUUCUACAGAGGGCUGUGUUCCUGCUGUGAGGUACUUGGUGCUCUCAGACUCUGCCCUUCAGGAGGAGCAGGAGAUGCACAGUACCUUGCUGUAUGGAGCCUAACAGAAAGAAACUGUUGGUGGCAUGAGUGCUGGUAUAGAAACCACACUAGCUGGGUUCUUUCCUUAGCCCACAUCAAGUGAAGAGCCUUGGAACUGACUAGCUUCUAUCAAGUGCCUUUUUGUUUUUGGUUGUUAUAUUCUGACAUUAUUAACACUAGGACACUAGUAGAAAAACUUAGGUCUCUUAACAAGAUUGUCGUAAUACUCAAUACUCAAUAAUUGUUGUAAUACUCAAACACAAACAUUAUGGAUAUUUAAAAAUUAAAUCUUGUACAAUCCCUGAAAGAAAAUGUAAUAGAAGGGUUUCCAGACAGUCUUGAAGGAUCUGAAGCCUUUAUUUUCCCUAACAGAGCAGAAAUGGUGCAGGGAGCUGAGUGCAGAUGGGAGGCAGCAGAGGUAUGGAGCUGUGUGUACCCAUAGCUGCCUCGUGUGCUCGGGAGCACACCCACAACACACAAUGCUAAUGUAUAUGUUUUGUGCAGAGAGAGCAAAGAGGCUUCAGUCCCCUGACAAAUGUGCUCCUGCUGUGUCAUACUGUGCUACACUGUAAGGAUUCCACAGGGUUAAAUUUCAAUGCCUAAACAAUUUGUUCACAGCCUUUUCACAGUCUUUUUCUGAUUCCUGACAAAGGAAAUGAUUGCAAAAGGCAAACCUUCAAAGCAAUCUGAUUGUGUAGAGCACAGUCUAAAUCAGACCUAGCAUAAAUACAUCUUUACACUGGCUGGGCAGUUCUGUCCUAGGCCAGUGGCUGUUUGUCUUCUUGUCACAGGACUCCUGGACAAUGCCACAUCCCAUUAGGUUGUGGCAGUGCAAAGUCCUCUCCUGUGUAGUGUGAAACCCCUUCAGUUGUCCCUUGCUGGCAGGCUGCUUCCCUGCAUUGCACAUACACUUUGUGGCUGGAGGCUUCCAUGGAGGUACACGUCUGCACAAGGCAGAUCGAGCUCUUUACAGCAGAAUUAUUGCUAAUUUGUAUUUUAGGCUUACUGAUGUAACUAUGGCAAGAGUUGCUUUUUAGCUGUAGCUAAAAAGCUUUUUAGCUGUUUCUCAAGGUGUUUCUGCAGUGUUUCUCUUCCAUUUCUUCAUUUGGCUUAAUUCAUCAUCUAAAACUAUGUAAUAGCUACUCUGGCAGCCUUCAAGUGUGUAUAAUUUGUCUCAAUUUCAUAUAAUAAAAUGUAGAUUUGCAUUUUAA